This is a messenger RNA of Mesorhabditis belari, 1212 nucleotides long. Lineage: Eukaryota; Metazoa; Nematoda; Chromadorea; Rhabditida; Rhabditidae. The record is from the annotation of a GenBank genome assembly.
AUGGGGAAACACAAAGCAAAGCAGCCGGAACCCCUCGACUUCUCGAUCAACCACGUGAUAGAAGAGGAGGAGAAAGCCGAAGCAAAGAGAAGGGCUGAACGACUCGAGCGAAAAGCAAGGAAACGAUCACAGUUGGAAAGCGCCGUCGAAGCAAACCCAGAAGAUGUUCAACCAAUGGAGAAAACUCACGAGGAGAAUCCACGCACUUUCAACUCCGCUCGUUCACACGCCUCAAAGUUUGCUACCUAUGAUGAGUACAUACACACGAUGGCAAGGAACUCCAAGUGUGGAUUGGUUGCCGUGAAAGAGUGUCGACAUCUGGCUCUACCCUAUCACAUUUUGAAUGGCAAUGGAAUGGCGGGGGUUCGAUACAUUUGCGAUCGAACAAUUGGAAAGUAUCGAAAACCGUUGAAUGGGGUUGUUUUUGCGAUUGGUGAUAUCGAAUUGAUUGGACGACCGAUGGCGAUCGAUGAACAGUCGGGAUUUCAUGCGGAUUUCUUGGUGAGCACGAUUGUCUUCAAGCCAGAAACCUCACCGGACCUUCGAGUCACAGUUCAACACAUUUCCAAGAAGUUCGUCUCUCUAACUUACAUGGGAGCCAUUCAAGUGAAAUCGUUUAUCAGUUUGGAGAAACAAGUGCAAUUGCUUGGUUGCCAUCUGGAAUUGGGUGACGAGGUUUUGGUUCAUGUCACAGCUACUGAAGUGAAAGGUGGCUUGUGCACAUUGGUUGGUCAUGUGAAAAAGAUUCUGGUUAGGAGAACGAACAAAGAUGAUUCGUUUGGAUUUCAAAACGUGAAAGCUCCAGCAAGAAAAUCGCUUAAGUUUCAAGAAGAGUCCGAGAUUCCUGAGAUUGCAGAAACGCCUGCGAUCAAGGGGAAACAAAAACGAGAGUCGAUAAUCGUUUCAGAAGCGUCACCUGAGAUUGAAUUUGUUUGUGAGACUCCAAAGUCAAAAAGGGUUUCGGUGGCUUCACUUGUAGAAACGUUUUCUGUUGACAGCGAAAAAGCUGAGAGAAGAAAAGCAAAAAAGGCUCAACGAGAAGAACAAUCAAAUGGAUUGCCGAUUUCACGUGAAGAAAUUCCCACAAACGGACGAUCUGACGAAUUCGUUGAUAUCACGGAUCGAAAGAGAAAACGAGACCGGGUAUAUGAAGCGCCUCCGGUCGAAGAAACCCCCGAACCCGUACCAAAAAAGAAGUCGAAACGAGAAAAA